This is a messenger RNA of Pomacea canaliculata, 2899 nucleotides long. RefSeq lists its product as uncharacterized. Lineage: Eukaryota; Metazoa; Mollusca; Gastropoda; Architaenioglossa; Ampullariidae. The record is from RefSeq and is a predicted model, not a curated record.
CUCACCCAUAUAUAUUUUGUAUUAUGUGAACUGCAAUGUUUAAAUGUAGGCUCGAAUCUUGAGAACAGAGAGAAGUGUUCAGAAAGAUUUUGAGAAAUGUAGUAACUCAACUCAGAGUGCAGUGAGCUUGAAGUUACUAAACAACACACUUAACAGCAUGUAUUUAACUAUAAUUAUAAGCGUCGGCGUCUCUCUGCAUGUGGUUGUGUUGUGAGCAUCAAACAUCAGAUAAUGCAUAUUUUUCAGGGAAAUAUACUUGUCUUACAGCCACACAAUACAGCACGCAUUCAAACUGUGCUAGCAAAGACGAGCAACGUCAGCACAAUAGUUUAACUGUUAUCCAUAUCGCAAAGCGCUGCAUGCUGGUGCCGGAGCGAGUGGUUACAGCCAUGGAAUGGUUUCAGAAAUGAUCAUGAUGCGAUUAACGGGAGAGAACUCACGAGCGGCAACUAUGCCUGGCUUUCUCCUAGAGCUGCGAUUAGAAGUGCCCCACAGCAGUGCACCUUACAGGCUAUAUGUGUUCUUUGAAACUUAACGAAAACUUUGUCGAGGAACAGAAAGUCAUGCCUAGGCCGAAUAAUACUUGCGGGCCAUGUAUACGAAGUGCGUUGGACCGGAAACACGAGUUCUAAAACCCGUCAAAUCCGGAAGUAAACACAAGCAGAAAAGCGAUCAGACGACAGUUUCAACAGAUCCUAGACAAUGAGAUGAGUGCAGAAGGGUUCUUCGAGAGAAGAAGCAGCAUUUUCUUGUCAUGGCAUUCAGUCCAGGAGACAUGUCAUUCAGCCUUGACCUACGCCAGGCAUCUUUGUAUCACCUGGACUUUUUGCAGACUGUUGAUAAGAAGAUAGAACUGCAUGGGGGACAAGCUGUGGAGUAUGCCAUCCAACGCUAUGAAAAACUUUGGCUACCAUUAGCUGCAAAAUAUUCUGACCGUGUCCUUGUUGCACCCCUGGACAUAGAGUGGGUGUGGCAUUGUCAUCUGCUCAAUCCUUUGGCUUAUGAAAAGGAUUGUCAGCGUGUUGUGGGCACAGUUGUGGAUCAUAGAAUCUUAGACCGUGAACGCAGGAAACAGAGUCUACAGGAGUCUCGGGUGCUUUGGCGACGUGAAUAUCCCAGCGUACCCUUUGAAGCAGAUGGUCCCAUUAGUCCUUGGUUUGAUUCUGAGUUUGCAUCAGUCACAAAGAUUUCAUACAAUUUAAUUGCAGCAGUAGCAAGACAGAAGAUUUUUUAUUACCAAGUAAGUCUUCCUCACUACAGAGAUGAAAAAUUCCUUAAUCAGGCACUGGUGAGAUACAAAAGAUUUCUUCAUCUUAAGAAGAAACACCCUCAUGUUUUCAUUGUUCCAUGCUAUGAUAUUGACCUUAUAUGGCAUACACACAUGCUUCACCCUUUCAGCUACCGACAUGACACAGUCUCUAUACUCUCCUAUCUGUUUAACCAUGAUGAUUCUGUCAACGAUAGACGAGCAGGCUCGAAGCUGACUGUCUCGGAUGCACGCACCAGACAUUUAUGGAAAAAAACAUUCAAUGAACCUUUUGCUCAGAGUGGUGCCAUGUUUCGAGGAGAACCACCUGCAGGCAAGUUAUUUCAUAUGGAUGCCGCUGACUUUGCUGCUUUGGUCACCAAACAGACAACAGUGCUUUUGGAAUCUGCUCGUGUUGUUGGUUUACCUGAGCAGUCGCAGGUUCAGUACAAACUGAAGCUAUGGUACAACACUGGCUAUCAGAACUUUAACAGAGCUCUUUAUGUCUCAGAUUCUAUAGCCACAGUUCGUGGCAGCCCACGGCACAUGACCAAUGACAUCAGGCUAAAUGCCAAUUUUACAUUUGAUACCAAAUACAAUGAUGUAGUCAUGGUGGAUCUGCUUCAGAAAAGUGGCCGUUUUUGUCUUGGAGUGACUGAAGAGAUCGGAAGUGCCAGAUUACGCAUGCUGGACAAAAUUCAAGCAUUGGGCAAUGGUCGAGGUGUUACGAUGCAGGAUUACGUUGACAUGGGAGAUGGUGUGGGGUAGCUACAGUGGAGUGUAGCACCUCCCACCACCGGUGGUUGUAUUCUGGCACUUAAAUCUGGAAAUUACCAGGACUGCAUCAUGCCAGAAACAGUGGAGUCCAUUUGGGGUCCUGUGCCACUCCCUCGUCUUCCACCAGGUGUAGAAAACAAGUGCUCUGUGGCUUCACACAGCCUGUUAAAUCAUACAAAACGAGUAGUGUUCACCUGCCGCAUCAUCCACAGCCUGCCUCUCAUGAUGUCAGCCGUCCAUGUGUUUUACAAAGACAAAAUGACUGCUGUCGGUCAUCUGAUAGGGGCAGAUCAGCUUCCACUGCCAGAGCUUGUGAAGAACCGGUCACGAUGUGUGACCCUUGACAUGAAGAAUGGAGAGCGUGCAGUGCUGUUGAAAAACCACUCUGGAGACUGGGGCAUGGUGCUUGGCAGAUGGACAGGUACACAUAAGCCUGUGGUUGCACAACCAGCUUCAGCAACAAGCAAUGGACACCGACGACUCCCUGGAGACCCUGGGCACCUUGAGGUUCGGUUCUUCAAGUUCUCCAAUAAGCAGUGGACCUUUCUCUCGUUUGAACGUAACUACACAGGUUCUGAGCACAAGUUCCAGAUAGAGUCAGCCACAGUAGAGCUUGACACAGGCAUGAUUGAGAUCAGCGGCGAUGCUGGCAAUGAAGUGGCUGAAAACCUUGCUUUAGCUUUUUCUGUGGCCUUGUUACAUGUGCUGUGUCAGCCCAGACCAAAGGAUUGGGAUCCAAGCAAAAUAGAAGAGGAUGAGGUUGAUGGGAACUUCCCAAACCCAGACGGCGCCUUCCAGCAGAGAGUCUUAUGCUUGUUAUGGCUGCUGGGUUCCUGGCUUUAGCACCAUCCAACCACCUGCUCCGUAAGCGCCAUC